UGCAUUUGAGUGCUGAUGCAAUGUAAUAUAAUUUACAUCUGCUCUAUUCAAACAGACAGACCUAGAGAUGGUGACUGAGGACUUGGCUCAGAAAGUAAACCGCCCUUACCUCCGCACUCCUCGCCAUAAAAUUAUCCGAGCGGCAUGUCUCGUUCAGCAGAAAAGACAAGAGUUCCUGGCCUCAGUGGCUCGUGGUGUUGCUCCUGCAGACUCCCCAGAAGUGCAGAGACGCAGUUUUGCUGGUGGAACCUGGGAUUGGGAAUAUUUAGGUUUUGCAUCACCAGAGGAAUAUGCUGAAUUCCAGUACCGACGACGACAUAGACAACGGCGGCGAGAUAUGCAUAGCCUUCGCAGUAAUACUCCAGAUCCCGAAGAGCCCAGUGAUAGUACCAUAGAUACCCAUGAAGAAGGUAACAGCAGACGACAUGCUUCCAUGGUGAGUUCAGCAUCCAUGAGUAUUUUGCACAGCUCUUCGCUUCAUGACUAUACACCUGUCAGUCACUCUGAGAACCAAGACUCUCUACAGGCUUUGAGCUCACUUGAUGAUGAUGACCCAAAUAUCCUGCUAGCUAUCCAGCUGUCUCUGCAAGAGUCUGCCCUUGCAGUGGGUGGUCAGCCGCAAGACUUCCUUAACAACGAGUUAUCUUUAGGGGCCAUUGGUACUUCUUUACCUUCAAAGCUUGAUGCAACCCAGAGAAGUACAGACACUGCUGGAGCUUUGAGCAACUCUCAGCUGAUGGAUUUGGAAGACAGCUUUAUGAGAUUGGGUAACAGUGAUCCUUACUCCAGCAGGUUUGGUAGCUCUCAGCCUUUUGAUGUACAAAGUAGAUUAUUUUCAUCUGCUGAAGGAACUGAAUCCACAGAUGCAGAUCCUGCCAUGAAUGCAAAUCUCCUUGGGAAUAUCAUGGCAUGGUUCCAUGACAUGAAUCCUCAGAGCAUUGCAUUAAUUCCUUCAGCAUCUUCUGAAACUGACAUAAAUUCUCAGCAACUCAGCAGUGCAGAGGAACAAGGAUCAAGCAGACUUGAGAUGCUCCAGAGCCUUCACGAGGACCAUGCACUGUUUGAAGCUACAGUCAUGAGUGAAGGUAAAGGAACCCAAGUUGAAGAAGUUUCAGAAAGUAUUGGUGCUACAAAAUCUGAGCCACAAGCAGAAACAUCAGGUGUGAGUGACAGCAGAAGUGUAAUGUUGUUGGGUGAUAACUCCCAGCAGAUUAACACGUCAUCAAAUGAAUGGGAAGAACAAAUUCAUUUGGUGUAAACGCAACGGUGUAGGCAUCUGUUGCAGUCACUUAUGUUUUGUCCCAAAAGCUUAGUUCAGCAUGGACCCCAGACUGAUGUAUCAUGUAGGAGGGCUGGGGAACCCAUCAGUGGUAGUGGGAUCCAUAAAAGGUUUGAGCUCUCAAAAGGCUGUUUCAGUUGUCAGUCCUGCACCAGUCCCUGAGUUUUCAAUGAAGAGCAUAAAACUUCUGGAUCCUUGGUCUUUAACUUAUUGUACUUACCAACUAGCAAUUCUAAAGGAUCUAAACUAAAGUAAAAUUACUGGUAGAAACUUGGAAGAGAGGCUAUCUUAUCCAACAGUACUGUUGGUAUCACCGAGAAAUGCACUAUAGAGAGCCUUUUGGAAUAUGUAGAAGCCGAUUGCAAAAGAAAGGAAGCACUGCCUACUAUAAGUAAAAUGUGGUGCCAAAAUUUAAGCAGUUUAAACCAAGUAAAUCUAACUUUAUUACAUUCAGCUUGUGCCUGCACUAGUCUGAACGAAUCAGAACUCUUUGGAGUCAUCUCCAGGAGGUGGCAUCUUUUAAUGGAAUUUGAUGCUAAUUGGAACUCAAGUGGCAUGGGUGCUGCAGAAAUGUAGCUUACACUUUGAUUUGUUCAGUGGUUACUGUUUUAAAACAGAUCAUUUUUUAAAAUCAGAAGUGGAUAUUAACAGGCGCACUGUGUUUGAACUCCACAAACACUUUAUUGUAAGUGCAAUCGUAGAGUCUUUUCCUUACUAUAAAGAAGUAUUCAGUUAAAGGCACUGUCAGUGCCACUGGUGUUAAGAAAUAAACUUGAAAUAUAGGCCGAAGAAAUCUUUAAUGCAAAGCCAUCCCUUAUAGGCAAAAAAAUACAAAUGACAUGAAAGCCACAACAAUCAAUCAAAAGUCUGGCCUACUCAGUCAGUCCAUCAUUGUGCCUUUGCCUGACCCACUUGGUUGGUUGCCACAUAUUUUUGAAGCAUCAGAGACUGUCACUUUAAGAUCAGAUGAACGCAAGUAUGACUCUGAAAAUAUUUUAGCUUGAUUGUUGCCAAUUGUAUUUUGGGUGGACAGUUUUGCAUCAAAUAUUGGGUAUUGUUCUGUGGAGGAUUUUAGUGAUAAGUUUCACAGAAUGCUAAAAUUUGGUUGAUGUACAAAAAAAAUUAAGCUUUUUCCAAGGACUAAAUCAUUAUCUGGAAUGAACUAAUUGUGCUAAUUUUUAUUAGAAAAGUUUUUAUUUUUAAAACCAUCAUGCUUUAAACCAAGUUGCUUUUUUAACUUGGAGAAUUUAAUUCAGUUUUUAAAAUUUGGAGCUUAAAUAUCAACCAUGCAAAGCCCAAGAUGUGUAACUGGUUUUAAGUUUGAGAUGUUUCUCUCACAGUUCGGUUUUACCUUGAGUCAGUCUGUGACAAUGUAGUGUAUUGAAGUAAUUUCAGUUUGAUAUUGGAAAUAAAAAGAGAUGUUUUACAUGGCAUUGAAUAUGUACUGCAAAGUUGAGAUAUGUAAGGCUGUUGUAUAUGGAGUUAGUAGUUUUGUGGGGUUUUGUUUUUGUAAAAGCAUUGUUUAAUUUGUGGAGUUUGAACCAUGGUCCAUUCUGUGUAAUGUUGGCUGUGCAUGGUGACAAGGUCAUUCGGAUUCAAAAUUGUAUAUUCUGUUACAAAUUUUAAAUGUCUUGGAAUAAUUUGAAAAUCAGAAAAAAAUGCAAGACUAUUUUUUAAGACAAUGGGAAUUUUAUAAUAAAGCCAACUGUUAACCUUGAUUUUUCUCUGCAAAAAUGUUACUAUUUGCACUUUCAUAGUACUAUACUUGAUACAUUCCCACUUUAUAUAUUGAUAACAGUAAUAUUGAGAUGCUUGGCCAAUGCAAAGUACUUAAAACAGUUAAACUGUACAAAAUUAAUUUUUUAAUUGGACAUAUUGUUCUAAAGAACUAAAAUCUGCAAAUUGUUUAACUUCAUAGUCGGACCACCUACCUGGAUUUGUGAAGAGAACCUGUAUUUUCAUUUCUUUCUUCUUUCUUUCUCAAGCUCCUAUAAUUCUGUUUUAAAUUUUGCAAGUCAAUACUCUUCCUCUGAAGUCAAACAAUAAAAUUCAGUUCAUUCUCAUGUUGUUGGUUUCAGUGAAAACUGCAGUUCUAUAUUUACUGUUUUCAAAGUAUAAUUUCCUUUUAUUAAAUGUAAUAUCAUGGAAGUGGAUAGUAGUUUGAGCAACAAUUGUAAAUUAAUAUUUAUAAUAAAUUCACAUUUCUGAACUUUUUAAAAUAGAAAUGGUUGAUGUUUGUUCGGCAUAAUGCUGAAAUUGCAGAUAUGCUGGAUUGCUUUUACAUAAGAGUGAUCCAGUUAGCAACAAUGCACGUGGACAAGGCUGGUCUCUGGCUUGGUCUCUGGAGACUGCUGAGCUGACUAGUCUGAAUUUGAGGCAUUGGUCAGGGUGUGAUAAAUGGCC
Messenger RNA from Rhincodon typus (whale shark), 3682 nucleotides. Its product is annotated as ankyrin repeat and IBR domain-containing protein 1-like. The transcript has 5 exons. Bases 68 to 1258 code for a protein of 396 amino acids. Lineage: Eukaryota; Metazoa; Chordata; Chondrichthyes; Orectolobiformes; Rhincodontidae. The record is from RefSeq and is a predicted model, not a curated record.